Pediculus humanus corporis (human body louse) is the source of this 567-nucleotide messenger RNA. Its product is annotated as protein C6orf166, putative. Gene Ontology annotation, cellular component: chromatin; nucleus. The transcript has 4 exons. The record is from RefSeq and is a predicted model, not a curated record. Bases 1 to 567 code for a protein of 188 amino acids. Gene Ontology annotation, biological process: positive regulation of innate immune response; positive regulation of transcription by RNA polymerase II. Gene Ontology annotation, molecular function: transcription coregulator activity. NCBI's taxonomy places the organism in Eukaryota, Metazoa, Arthropoda, Insecta, Psocodea, Pediculidae.
AUGGCUUGUGCAACUUUAAAACGUUCGUGGGAAUUUGAUCCUGUGCAUUCCCCGGGUCGUCCAAAUAAAAGACCCAGAUGCACACCCAUGUGUGUUUCUCCAACUUCUAGUAGUCCACCACCUGCCAAAAAAUCUAUUUUUGAUGCUCCAAAAAUGACUCCAGAUGAAAUGGCUGCUAGUAUUCGCCAUGAAAUUGAGAGAUUAAAACGUAAAGGACAUCGUAAUAUUGAUCAUGGAGCAUCUAUGAGCAUGAGUCCUACUCCCAGCGAAGGUUCAAAUUCAGACUCUGAGGGAAUGCCCAUGUCACCAGAAUAUUCUCAAAAUGAUGGCUCAUUAAACCUUAUUAAUAACAUUAAAAAAGAUACAUUAUUUACCUACAAGCAGGUUCAUCAAAUAUGCUCUCGUAUUGUGAGAGAAAGAGAAGAUCAACUUAGGCAAGAAUAUGACGAAAUUCUCAAUAGCAAAUUAAGUGAACAAUAUGACACCUUUUUAAAAUUUUCCAGAGAUCAAAUUCAACGGCAUUUUUCUCCAGAUAAUACACCUAGUUUUGAAAUUUCAAUGUCAUAA